AUGAAGUCCUUCCUCAUCGCCACGCAGCUCCUGGCUGUAGCCAUGGCCGGCGAGCCCUGGGUCAACGAGGUCGACACCGGCUUCGAGACCUACCUCGACAGCACAAACUACACCAAGGGAUCCCUCCCCCUCCUCAAGGACAUCCGCGCCAUCCCCGACUUCGACUGGGCGGCCCGCCAGCACCUCGACAACCAAAAGUACUCCUUCUACCGCACCGGCACUGCCGGCGAGUACAGCUACCGCCACAACCUCGACGUCUGGCAAAAGGUGCAGCUCCGCUCCAAGCACCUGAGCGACGUCACCAAGCUCAACGAGACCAUGGCCACCACCAUCCUCGGCUACAACUUCAGCGCCCCGCUCUUCAUCGCGCCCGCCGCCCGCGCCGUCUACGGAGACCCGGACGCCGAGCUGAACCUCGUCCGCGCCGCCGGGAACGAGAACAUCCUGUACAUCCCGUCCAUGUACGCCUCCAAGUCCAUCGAGGAGAUCGCCACCGGCAAGGUGAACGGUACCCUCAACGGACCCCAGGUCAUCUUCCAGCAGAUUUACACCAACGCCAACCUCUCCGUUACGUGGGAGAACAUCCGCCGUGCCGAACGCACCGGUGCCAAGGCCAUCGUCUGGACUAUUGACGCUCCCGGCGACUCCGUUCGUCACCGUGCUGCCCGCUACGACACCACCAACGCCAACUCCGUCUCCUCUGCUCUGACCUGGGACAUCUACGACCAGAUGAAGAACCAGACCUCCCUGCCCAUUAUCCUGAAGGGCAUCACCACCGCCGAGGAGGCCCUCCUUGCUAUUGAGAAGGGCGCCAAGGCUAUCUACAUCUCUAACCACGGCGGCCGUCAGCUUGAUCACACCCCCGGCCCUCUCGAGAUCGCCUACGAGAUCUACCGCAACGCCCCCGAAGUCUUCCAGAAGGUCGAUGUCAUUGCCGACAGCGGUGUCCGCUACGGUAACGACGUUUUGAAGCUUCUUGCCCUCGGCGUCAAGGCGGUCGGUAUGGGACGUCCCUUCAUGUACGCCAACUGCUACGGUCUCCCGGGUGUCACCAAGGCCAUCAACAUCAUGAAGACUGAGAUUGUCCGUGAUGGAGCCCAGAUGGGUGCGACUGAUGUUCACAACAUCAGCACCAGCUUCCUCAACCUCCGCCAGCUCGAGCAGAAUGUCUACCUCUUCGACCAGCAGUAA
Messenger RNA from Colletotrichum abscissum, 1191 nucleotides. RefSeq names its product peroxisomal (S)-2-hydroxy-acid oxidase. NCBI's taxonomy places the organism in Eukaryota, Fungi, Ascomycota, Sordariomycetes, Glomerellales, Glomerellaceae. The transcript has 2 exons. The record is from RefSeq and is a predicted model, not a curated record. Bases 1 to 1191 code for a protein of 396 amino acids. Gene Ontology annotation, molecular function: oxidoreductase activity; FMN binding.